UAGCCAUGUCCAUUAUCUGAUGUUCGCCUGCUUUUGCUGCCUCUCGUUUGCUCGCGUUGGAUGUUGCAGACGGGCUAACAAGGAGCUGCAGGCAGGCCAUCACUGUGUGAAGUGUGGUGCUGUGCUGAUCGUGCCGAACAUUGUGUGCAGUCUGUGUGUGUAUGAAACAAAAUGUACCUGUGGGUGGUGGGCCUUCCGACUGCUCCCUGUAUCUAGCCGAUUGCUAUGUUACGAUGAUAUUAGCAGCGGCAGUGGCAUUUGCAUGAGUAUGCGUUACACUUGAGCAAAGUGAGUCUGCUUUAUGGUGGUGCUUCCGGUUCUGACUGCUCAUUUCGGUGAUUUGAAGGAGGUGCAAUAAGCAGAUACAUAAAACGCUUGAUCUCGCGCUGUAGGAACGGCAUUUUUGCCCGACGUUCUUUUUUCUAACCUAGCCUCCACCUUUUCCUGUAAUUUUGUGCCCAUUUAUUGUUCAUAUGCUGCUGCUGCCGCUGCUUCUGAACUGUUCUCGCGUCCGUUCUGCUACGCCUCGGACUCUGCUCGUACAUAGGCAGGGUUUUCUCGGAUUGGUUACGCCAACGCGGUCGGCGUUGCCGUUUUUCUUGGACAGAACAAUGAGUAAGAUGCUGGAAGUUCUCUAGAUCGCGCUCGCUAAUUUAUUUCAUUUACCGGAAUUAUUCGAAAAAAAUGCAGCUGUUUUAUUUAGAGACUCAGUUGAUCACUGACCCCGCAGUCGUACAGCCCUGUGUCUGCUAUGCAUUUCACCGAUAGAUAAACGAGCAGAGAAAGAGUCUGUGCGGUUGGGGCUGUUAGCAACACCAGCUGUAUCAUCUGCCACAGAUGACCAUCCGCAUUUCACGUUUUUGCAUAGUAAAUUUUGUGGUACAUUGAAUGCCAUCGUCGUUGCUUCGAUUUUCGUCGAAUCUCACGACCACUGAAAUCGUCGUCGAUUUCGUAUGCAUAGCGGACGAGGAGCUGAUGAAGCGUUUCUUAUCGAGUACAUCGGCUGGGCCUUGAUCGCUGAUCUCUGGUCACUGGUUGGUGAUUGUGCGUGACUCUUUUGUUAUCGUGUCAACUUUGGGGGGCACGCUUACACCAGAACCAGAUGAUCAUCAUUGUGUAACACAGCUCUAUGGCCCUAAAGGACAUAUCUUUCGCCUGCUUGGCCUACUGACUGUUCAUACGAACAGACGUCUGCUGCCUAAGGCAAAUCAAAGUGCGGUUGUAAACGGUUUGUUUAACUCUAACUAAUAAGGGCGCUUGCAGCAGCAGUAACUUCCUGUCAAGAUUAGGAUUUGUAUCGAAAUUGUACACGCGCCUUUUGUUAAACAAUUACCGUACAGCUGCGGCUAAUUAAGAACCUGUUCACCUAUAAACUCUUCACUACAACUUUGUGACAAUUUCGCUUACUUCGAGAACGACGGGAUUCGUCGUGGUCGUAUCGUUCUGAGUUUCCACAGUAAACCCCACUUCACGCUGUGGAGGUUGGCCGUGGCAACACGAACGAAGUGCUAAUAAAACAAUGGCACCGUACGGUGAUGAUGUUCAGCGUUAUGGCAAUCGUAUAUCGUCUCGCAAACAUCGCCGGGAUAAGAGUGAGAUCAGCUGCUGUCUCAAGUACCUCAUCUUUGGGUUUAACGUUAUUUUCUGGCUGCUCGGCCUGUCGAUAAUGAUCAUUGGGGUGUGGGCAUGGACAGAAAAAGACAUCUUCAACAAUCUCUCCAAACUCACGAACAUCGCUCUCGAUCCAGCAUUUGUCCUAAUCGUCAUAGGUGGUAUCACAUUCAUCAUCGGGUUCACCGGUUGCGUAGGCGCGUUGCGCGAGAACACUUGUCUGCUUGCCGCGUAUGCGAUCUUUUUGGCAAUUCUCCUCCUUCUCGAAAUGACUGCAGGAAUUCUCGGUUUUAUCUUUAAGGACUGGAUAAAGGCGCAGGCUACGAACGGGUUCCAGGCUUUCAUUGUUUUCUAUCGAGAUGAUCCUGAUCGGCAAAAUCUGAUCGAUUGGAUACAGGAACAAUGGCUUGGAUGCUGCGGUAUUGAGGGCCCAAAGGAUUGGGAUAUGAACAUAUACUUCAAUUGUUCGUCAGUAGAAGUGGGAAGUCGCGAGGCGUGUGGCGUUCCUUUUUCAUGUUGUAAACGUCAACCCAACGAGCUCAUUAAGAACAAACAAUGCGGUUAUGAUGUCAGGAAGCCCGAUUACCAACGAGACAAAAGCCAUGUGAUCUAUGAAAAAGGUUGUCUCCGAGCGGGCGAAGAAUGGAUCGAGGCAAAUCUCGUUCCCGUUGCCGGCGUGGCUGUCGGCCUAGCUGUAUUACAGGACAAACAUAUUCGCGCGAAGCUGAUCUACGAAAGAGGAUGCCUACACCUUCUUGAAGAAUGGGUGGAACUGAAUCUUGUUCCGCUAUCAGGAGCCAUGCUUAUCGUUGCAUUUAUACAGAUACUGGGAAUCUGUUUUGCGCAAAACCUUCGCGCAGAUAUAUUCGCCCAGAAGGCCAAGUGGCACUGACAUGACGCGGACCCGAGUGGGGCUAACGGGCAUCAUGCAUUAUUGUCUUCACGCGCACAGCCAUUGGGGCCAUAUCCUAACGACCCGGCUCUUCGUACUAGCCAUAUAGGGGUCACUCAGCCUCUAUUGCCCAUACAUCAUCAGGGAUCCCGUGCACCGAUCCCUUAUUCAGCAAGAAGAUAAAUCAAAUCUCAACAAAACAGUAGUUGGAUUUAUACGUAGAGGUAUCACAUACCAACAAGCAGUGUUAUUGAGUGGGACUGUACUGUUAUUACCGUUGUCAACCGAAAAAGGCCACGAACCGUUAUGACGGUUAUGAGCGUCGAUAUACGCAGUGAUACCGAUACUGAGAUAGAUACUUGAUAGAAAAUGAGGACUAACGGAUACAUGCUCAAGUGGUCACAUUUUAGAUCGUAGCCCAAACUUGCGAAGUUCAUUCUUCUCGCCGAAAGCAAAGCAAAGCAAAGCAAAUGUGUUGGUGUGUUUCUGGCAGGCCUUCUAUCCAUUGUCUAUUGAUAUUUGCUGUACAGCCAACCUCUAGGAGCUGUGUAAACGCCACAUUUCUAAAUGACAUUCCGGGGCACCGCCAAGUUAGGAAAGAAAGCUUAACUAAGCUACUUGAUUUUAUUAUUUGUGAAGUUAAUAAUGGUGAUUCUAAUUUUUUAGACGGAAGAUGCUAGCGUCGAGAUAAAUUUUGAGAGUGAAACCGGAUAAACUUGGAACGAGCUAUUCCAUUGCACUGGAAUAGCAACCCAGCCCCGCUUGGGCGGUGCAGAUUAAUUACACAACCAUUAUCAUUGCUAUUUACUGCUCUAUGAUUAUUCAUUUAUCUUCUCAGUUUAUGUUUAUUGCUUUAAAAUGCAAAAAUAUAAGAUCGAAGCCGAAUGGUUGAUGAAGUGAAGAGCAUUAAAAAUGGAAGAAUGCUGAAAACUAUACGAGCCAAAGCCAUAUAUCUUUGUACAACAACCUUCCGAUACUAAACAACAAAAACAAAAGCUGUACAGCGUUGACACAGUUUCCGUGCGACCGCUACUGUUAUAUAAUGUAGAUGUGUAUUUAUUAUUCUUAACAAUAAUUAUUAUUUUCGCUUCGUAAAUUCUUCGAAAGAAACAUAUAUAAAUCGUGUUCAAGUAACACACAACGUGGGGCUUCAUCGAGUCUUGGUUUCAUCGAAGAUGCAACAGCGUCUUCGACGAAAACAAGAAAGCCGAAGAAGUUCUUCGAAACGAUCAUCUUUGUUUCAGUUUCAGUCUUCUGCUUAUAUCUUGUCGGUGAAUUGAUUAUAAGAACGUACCAAAUAGUGAGACUGAAUGCACGGCUAGGCCAGACUUAAGGAACCCUUUAAUGUCCGCAAAUAUUGGCGGGAAAAUAUUGUGAUCUUUGUCGCUAUACUCUCACCUGGCAGGAAGCUUGACUUCGUGGUUGGCUAUGGCAAAAAGAAGAGUAACGAAACAUCUGUAGCCUAUUCGUUGAGUGAUAGGCAAACGUAAAUUGUAUGAGUCUGCGCGUGUACAUUGGUUGCAUGGAUGUAAGCGUUCAGAUGAAGCACGAUGAAUUUUGAAGUUUGUGUGCGAGGGAUACUGGAACCGAGAAAAGGUAGAGAUCAGGAGAGAAUUUGUGUUAAUGGAUUAAGAUGAAGAAUUAGUGACACUGUCCAUGACGACUGGGUAACGUGUUUUGUGAUGUUGUACCGAGCACACAUGCACACAGGUUAACUGAGGUAUUUGAAAUGCUUCAUGACGAGGACGAACUGGACGAGGAUAAACUUUAAUCGUGAGUGAAUGUGUGAACUGAAUGAUUUGUUGAAGAUAGACUAAGUUUGAAGAAAACAGAAAUUAAUCUUAAGGUAUUUGAGGCAUAAACAAGGUCACAAAUUAACUGUAAGGAGCCAUGCCGUCACGCCGAUGGAAGCUUACAUUUAGCUCCGUAGCUGUAUGACAGAUGACGUUAUUUGGCGUACGGAACGAACGACGAUGAAACUGUAACAUACUUCGUGUAUAUACAUAGCAUGCAAAUAUAGGUAUAUAUAUAUAUAUAUACGCAUACAUAAAAUUGUAUUCAGAUGUAUCAUGUGCAGUAAUCGAUAGAACUUAUUCCUGGUGUUAGUGUUGAUCAAGUAAGUAAUCGGCAUAAAUUCAGAUUAGCGGAAUCUUUUUGGACGCGUCCGAAGCUCAGAAAAGUUAACCGUUAAUCGAACUUUACCGAAAGCCGACAUUCCGGUUUAACUUGAAAUAAAAUCUAGACAGGCCUUUUUAUCGCGGUCAGUA
Messenger RNA from Varroa destructor (honeybee mite), 4770 nucleotides. It is a transcript of the gene Tsp26A, whose product is annotated as Tetraspanin 26A. Gene Ontology annotation, cellular component: plasma membrane. NCBI's taxonomy places the organism in Eukaryota, Metazoa, Arthropoda, Arachnida, Mesostigmata, Varroidae. The record is from RefSeq and is a predicted model, not a curated record.